CGACCACGAACCACAGGUAGACCUGCGAGCAAUAAUCCAGAUGGCGCUGGAGCUUCAUGUAUGGGGUCCAGCCUUUGGAUUGCCCUCGAUUGACCCUGAGUGCAUCGCAACUGUGACAUAUUGCCAACAGGUCAUUCCACAAGAACAAUGGAGCCUCGUCGCAAGCUACGACAGGUCAGUUGGCUUGACGGAGAGCCUACCAAUACUUUUCGAUGGCGGAAUCGCGACGGCAACGGGAUAUGAAGACAUUGUCUCUUAUCUGCGCAAUCACCCUGCAGUUAGCAACGACCUCGAUGCCAACCUGAGCACCCAGCAGCAGAACGACCGGACCGCAUACUCGACUCUCCUGCGAUCGACAGCUACUCCUCUCAUUGAUUUGUCACUGUUCGUCUCCGCCGAGAACUACAACACAAUCACAUCCUCUGCAUACACAGCGAUCCUGCCAUGGUAUGCCAACUACACUGUCCCGCCUAAACGUCGAAAGCUUGCAAGGACACGGACAGCGCACAUGGGUUUGGACAGCUUGGAUGUGGAUACGAGGACUGAAGAAGUGUCAGGCCCAGGCCGAGGCACAGCGUCCGCGGAGUUUGAGGCUGCAAAACGAGCAGCUGGGUUGCCCACCGAAAGCAAGCCGAGCACCAUGAGCAUAGGCCGUGGCAAGGGCUUCGGAGGGCUCCUGGGGACCCAGACAUACGCUGCGAAGUUUAGGCUGGAUGCUGUGUCGAACGACAUGCUGGCGCCAUUGUCAGACUUGCUGGGGAACCAUGAGUACCUGCUGGGCACAUCGCAACCUUCAAGUCUCGACUGCUUGGCGUUUGGCUACCUGGCAUUGAUGCUGUUCCCUGCCGUGCCACAGGCGUGGCUUAAAGAGACAAUAUCCACGAAGUUCCCAAGGCUUGCAGCAUACGUUCAGAUGCUACGUAAAGAUGUCCUUACCGAACGAGACAUAAGUUCGGCUCAAGUCUGGGCCAUUACCACCGGACGAGCAUCUUCAGCAACAGAGCAGUCACAAUGCACCCUUCUGCCAUGGGCGACGAGGUCACAAAGCUUCACAUCCAGUACAGUCACCGGUGUUCAGGAAAUCAUUGGGAGCAUCCCGGUCGUCUCGUCCCUCAUGAAACGAGAGCUUUCAGUUAAGCCAGCACCAUCAUCGAGCCGCAUCAGGUCCGAGCUGCCUUCGCCGGUAUUUGUCAACACCCUGCUUGGCUUGACGGCCGCAGUCGCAGUAGGGUUUGCGUCCUUUGCUUUUCAGCAUCGCCGGUCACCUCGGGAGGGCGAGCUGAUAUUCUGGGCAUUGCGGCCAAGUGUUGGACUCGGAGAUGCUGGCAACAUCUUUAACGUCUUAGGUCAGCUGCCCAGUGGAUCUUUCUCUCAGUUUUGAUCUGCAUAGCAAUUUCCAUCGCGAGGCGCAACCCAUCCAGAUACCCCACCUGUACAACAGAAUGUAUGAUCUUGGCUGGCUGCCUGUCAGGCACCAAGCAACCGCGGAAGCAACAUGCCAUUGACUGGAUGAGACGUGUGUGCCGCAACUCUGUGAUGUGAGACAUGAGAUUUAGGUGGCGCGCUGGUGCUCCGAAAACGUCACAGGAACCAAACACCAGACGCAUUGACAGCUAGUUCUCCUAAGCGUGCCAAUGCGCUGAUACGCG
This is a messenger RNA of Didymella exigua CBS 183.55, 1649 nucleotides long. RefSeq lists its product as uncharacterized. Lineage: Eukaryota; Fungi; Ascomycota; Dothideomycetes; Pleosporales; Didymellaceae. The coding region runs from base 41 to 1381 and encodes 446 amino acids. The record is from RefSeq and is a predicted model, not a curated record. Gene Ontology annotation, cellular component: SAM complex. The transcript has 2 exons. Gene Ontology annotation, biological process: mitochondrion organization.